Molecule: messenger RNA, 984 nt
Organism: Perognathus longimembris pacificus (Pacific pocket mouse)
Lineage: Eukaryota; Metazoa; Chordata; Mammalia; Rodentia; Heteromyidae
Product: proline-rich protein 23A-like
Exons: 3
Coding region: 1-984 (327 amino acids)
Source: RefSeq, a predicted model, not a curated record
AUGGACUACACGGAACUCUGGAAUUUUGUCAGUGUCUACACUUCUGGGUUUACUUCUAUGCUAAGAGCCCGCCUGCCCGCCUCCCCUGGCCUCCCCGCCUCAGCAGUCCAGACCGAUCCAGCCUCCCGCGUCCUCGGGAACUCCCUGACCAGCCAGGACCUCAGCCUCCGGCCCCCUGCGUCCUCGGGACCCCAGCCAGGUCGGAAAGUCACCCCGAUGGCCAGCGGGAGCAAGAUGGGCAUCCGUCCUCGCAGCCCCAGCCCCUGCUCGGGUCUUUGCGCAGAAGCCCAGGGCGGACCCAGCAGUCCCAAGCGCCUGCGACUGGACCAGCCCGGACCUGUCGCCAGCCCGGAAGCUGCGCCCGAGGGGCCCCGGAGCCCAGGCGAGGGGCCCGCGGAAGCCGAAGCCCAGAGCGGCUUCACGUGCCUGGUGAGCCUGGCCCCCGGCUGCGCCCUCAAGCUGCCCCUGAGCCACGCGGAUGUGCUGCUGGAGCCCAGGCCCGCCGCCCUGCUCACGGUGAACCUCCCGCACCAGACGCUCUUCCUGGUCCCCGACGACCUCGUGGUCCGCCUGGAUCCGCACGCGGCGCAGCGGGGCGACCGAGCCCGCGGCCUGCUGCUCAAGGUGCGGAGGGACGCCAUGUGGGAGGACAUCAGCAUCUGGGAGGAGGUGUGCUGCGAGGCGGGCCCCGAGCUCCCCGUCCCGGAGGACGCCCGCGGCGCCCCCGACUCCCACCCCGACUUCAUGGAGAUCUCGUGGUCCAGACCCCAGCGGGGGCCCGUCGAGCUCAGCGCCCCUGCGGACGGUGGCCACGCCGAGGCCAUCGAGAUCAUGGAGGAUUUCCGGCUGUCGGGCUCCGUCCCGGACUCCCCGCUGCAGCCUCUGCCUCGCUUUCCUAGUCCCACCUGCAGUCCGCAGCUGAGCCCCCGGCGCCCUAGGGACCUCCCGUGCCGCAGCCGCAGACGCCUGUUCCCAGAUGACUGA